Messenger RNA from Mytilus trossulus (common blue mussel), 1175 nucleotides. RefSeq lists its product as uncharacterized. Lineage: Eukaryota; Metazoa; Mollusca; Bivalvia; Mytilida; Mytilidae. The record is from RefSeq and is a predicted model, not a curated record. Bases 162 to 1175 code for a protein of 337 amino acids. The transcript has 2 exons.
AUCGCGUUAUCAGAGGAAGACCAGCAAUAGUUCAUUAGCAGGUCAAAGCAGACGCGCAUGUCUAAAUUUAUUACACUACAUAUAGAUUAACUGCUCUCGCACUCUCAUCACAAAUAUUGCAAACGCUAUCUUCACGGAUUUAUAUUGAUCUAAGGUUAGUGAUGCCUAGGGGAAAAACUGUCGCGAGGGGAAAAGGAGUUAAAAGAAGGAGAACAGCACGGGUUACUGAGAAUGACAGGACAGCUGCAUUGUCUCAAACAGAAAAUGAUUUACUGCCGCCACGGACGCAAUUUACAACAUCUAAUGCACCAGGACCAUCUACCACGUUUAACAGUUCAGUGGAUUUACAGAAUAAUGAAGAGUACGUAAUGCCUGCGUAUUCUCAAAACAGCAAUGAACAAGGUACAUUUCAAAAUUUUGAGUCUAAUGUUAAUUCUGUACAUGAAAUUGCCAGCAUCAGCAAUGAUUUGGGUAAUAAUGUUUCUAGCAAUAUCAGACAAAAAAUCUUAAAUGGUGAAUAUAUUGAUCUGGGUUGUUUAUUGUCGAACCCAUUACCUAUUGAUGAUAAUUCUAAUACUUUGAUAAUUAAAGAUGGUGUUCUACAAUCUAAACCAAAAGCAUCAACAGUAAAGAUUAAUAGUAUUAGUCAGUGGACUGAUGCAUUCCUGAUUUUCAUUGAUAUUUACCUGUCAAGUCAUUUGGGAGAGGCAAGAGGGCUUCUGAAAUACAUGAGUAACAUUCGUCUGGGAGCUAGUAGGGCUCCCGGUUUAGGCUGGAAGAGGUAUGACGAGCAGUUCCGUUUAAAAAAAACAAGAAUGCCGUCUUGUAACUGGGGAGCAGUUGAUUUAGAGCUUUGGUUACUUUUUAUGUAUGAUGAUAACGCACAAUCCAAUCAAAACCCUGUAACAAAUGCGUAUAAAUGUUAUGAUUAUAACAAUGGAUCCUGUACUAGGUUUAACUGUCAUUAUUCACAUAGUUGUUUACGUUGUUCAGGUAUUCAACCAUCGGUAAACUGUACACGAUUUCAAGGUGCUCAGACAAAUUUUAAUUUUAGGCGUGGUCCUAGAUUCGCUGCUGGACAACCAAAUAACAGUUCGCAACGAGGCUCGAGUGUUAAUCCAAGGGCAGCUGUCAGAUUCCAGCGACCAGCUUUCAACGGUUCAUUCAAUCGCUAA